Molecule: messenger RNA, 519 nt
Organism: Colletotrichum acutatum
Lineage: Eukaryota; Fungi; Ascomycota; Sordariomycetes; Glomerellales; Glomerellaceae
Exons: 3
Coding region: 1-519 (172 amino acids)
Source: RefSeq, a predicted model, not a curated record
AUGUUCCUGAGCUCUCAGGACGACCGUAUGAAAGCCCAGGAAGACGAGUCCGAGAUCGAGGAGGCCCAGCUAGUCGGCUCAGCAGCCGGAGGGGCUUCUCGUCAAGCUGUCGUGAGACUUCCAGGAAUAGAGCUAAUGGGGCCCCACGAGGCUCGUUACUUCGGCUUCGAAGCCGUUCGUGUCCCGGUACCUGCAAGUUGGUGUUCCAUAAGACAGCACGACUACCUAAGCACGGAAUGGUCUCGAUUCGGAUCAGCCAUCACACUACGACGCAGCGAGGAUCCCUCAGAUCUAUCUUCGAUUGAGGCCUUUCGGAAACCCAUGCUCCAGGGGCGGAUGUCCUUCGCCUACGAAAGCCUCCUCGCUUGUGUAGCCAUUAUCGGCGAGGUCCCAGACGAUCAGAGUGAGACAGUCAUUCGAAGGACGUCGUUGAAUUUGUCGCGGCUACCAACGCUGAUCACCACCGAAUCCGGUUCACGCUCUGGACCUUUGCCACGGAUUGCUACAUUUGGAGGCUGA